CCCCUCUGCCGUAGUGGUACAUAGACCAGCCAUUACAGGUGCAAAUCGUGUUAUUGUACAUAUUGGGAGAGGUAACAAGGACAGCAAAUAUGUUGGCCACAGUCAGCAAGCAGCUUAGGAGCCAUCCGGCGCUUAUCCCCCUCUUCUUUUUCAUCGGUGGAGGCGCUGUCAUGUCCAUGAUGUACCUGGCUCGUCUUGGCAUGGGCCCCCAUGUCAGCUGGGAUCGCAAGAACAACCCUGAGCCAUGGACCAAAAUGGACCCAACUAGGCAGCAGAAGUUCUACGCUGUGAACAUGGACUACAAGACGCUGAAGAAGGAGGGACCCGACUUCUAAAUACCAACCGUGGUCUCCGCUGGGCGGGUCCUUUAUCGAGCCAAUCGGUUCCGUCUGCACAACCAACCCCCCCCCCCCCA
Molecule: messenger RNA, 415 nt
Organism: Gadus chalcogrammus (walleye pollock)
Lineage: Eukaryota; Metazoa; Chordata; Actinopteri; Gadiformes; Gadidae
Gene: coxfa4a
Product: NDUFA4 mitochondrial complex associated a
Exons: 4
Coding region: 90-335 (81 amino acids)
Source: RefSeq, a predicted model, not a curated record